AAAAGAAAAAAACUCUAUAUAACUGCAAUAGUCUCGGAACUAUAAUCCCACCUUUAAAUAAAUUAACAAAAAUUAAAAAUAACAAUUAUAAAAAUCAAUUCCAUUGUUUUCAUUCAUCCCCCCCACAGAAAUUUUGGUUCAGUAUGGACAUGAGGCAUUUCUCCUGCCAUUUCUCAUCAACAUUAACAGAAAAAAAAUAUAUGUAUUUAUUUGAUAUGGGCAUUGAAUAUAACUUAAUAAAUUAAAAAUAAAAGUUGUUUUAUUAGUUAUAGAGAAAAAUAUUUAUAUGUAUUUAAAAAAAAAAAAAAGAGUCAGUUACUCGGUUAUAACUCCUCUAUCUUACCCACACCCACUUCAAAACAGAAACUGAUCCUCUUUUCUAACCCCAUGAACACCAGAAACAGAAACAGAAACAGAAGAAUGAAAAAUGAAAAAUCAAUUAUAUAAUAAUGUACAAACAAACGCGCCUGUAACGACCAAACUCUCUCUGUUCAUUUUUAUGCAUCAUCGUGCGGUUUUACGGUUCACACCAAUUAACAACCCCUUUCCCCUUUCUUGAAACCGUUUAUUAUUUCUCUUUAUAUACAUCACCGCUCUUCUCUCUUCUUUUUUAUCUCUCUCUUUACACAUAUAUAAUUUCCCGAUACUGUUUUGAACGUUUCUUGAUUCUUUUGAUAUAUUCUUGAUGGGUUCUUUCAGUGGUGGUGGUAGGAGUAGCAGUGAAAGAAUUAAAGGUUCUUGGAGUCCACAAGAAGAUGCUAAUCUGAUAAAGUUAGUGGAGCAACAUGGUCCGAGAAAUUGGUCUUUGAUUAGCACUGGAAUACCUGGUAGGUCUGGCAAAUCUUGCCGUCUACGGUGGUGCAACCAGCUCUCCCCAGAGGUUCAGCACCGUCCCUUCACUCCUGAUGAAGAUGCUGUUAUUGUUCAGGCACAUGCCGUUCAUGGUAAUAAAUGGGCUACUAUUGCUAGACUAUUGCCUGGUCGUACUGAUAAUGCAAUCAAGAAUCAUUGGAACUCUACUCUACGUCGAAAAAGAAUUGCUGAGUUUUCUUCUGCGUCUUCCGAGUCCAAUUCGGCGAUCAAACGGCUUAGUUUGGACGGUGACUCUGAGUCUGACUCUGAGUCUGGGUCUGACUCUGCCGCAGCGGCCAAGAGGCAAUGCUUGGGUGGCUCAGGAUGCACAGAGGACAGUAGCUUUAAUGGUGGGGAUGCUAAGGUUGUGGAGCCUGAAACACUAUUGACAUUAUCACCGCCGGGAGAUGGGUUUGUUACCGCAGCGGCUGCUAUUGGGGAGAAAACGGAAGAGGAGGAGGAAGAGGUUGAGGUGGUGAAGGGCGGAGGUGAUAAUGGGCGGUUAGUUAGGGAGGAGGAGGAGAGUUGUUUGUUGACCAUCAUGAGAAAGAUGAUCGCAGUUGAAGUUAGGAAUUAUGUUGAUAGAUUAAGGGCUCAAGAUGGGCCUCGGAACGAGAAAGAUCUAUGACGGCCCACAAAGAUUUCCACUCUUUGGCAUUUUUAUUUUGUUUUAUUUUUUUUUCUUUUACAAAUAUGUUUUAGUUUUCUCCUUUUUUAUGACAAACGAAAUUAAUUUUAAAUUACUCAGACCAUUCUCUGGAUCAGUAGUUUCGGGAAUCACAUAACAGAUACACAUUGGACAUUCUUAAAUUGAAUAAUCGAGCUACGAAAAUUUUAGGAAUACAAGAGCAUAUGCCAAAGAGACUGCAAGGCAAUACUUCACUGGCAAUGAUCAUUUGAGUUAGUUUGAAGCCUUUAUGGAUAGAUGCAACAAGAAAAUUUAAUUAUCUACCCUUUUACCAUACAGUGAAAGAAUAAUAAAUUUAACACACUGCUUUUAUCCACGA
Ricinus communis (castor bean) is the source of this 1859-nucleotide messenger RNA. Its product is annotated as transcription factor MYB73. Gene Ontology annotation, biological process: regulation of DNA-templated transcription. The record is from RefSeq and is a predicted model, not a curated record. Gene Ontology annotation, molecular function: RNA polymerase II cis-regulatory region sequence-specific DNA binding; DNA-binding transcription factor activity, RNA polymerase II-specific. The transcript has a single exon. The coding region runs from base 686 to 1480 and encodes 264 amino acids. Gene Ontology annotation, cellular component: nucleus. NCBI's taxonomy places the organism in Eukaryota, Viridiplantae, Streptophyta, Magnoliopsida, Malpighiales, Euphorbiaceae.